Frankliniella occidentalis (western flower thrips) is the source of this 1217-nucleotide messenger RNA. RefSeq lists its product as uncharacterized. NCBI's taxonomy places the organism in Eukaryota, Metazoa, Arthropoda, Insecta, Thysanoptera, Thripidae. Bases 292 to 774 code for a protein of 160 amino acids. The record is from RefSeq and is a predicted model, not a curated record. The transcript is spliced from 3 exons.
AUUGGACAUGGUGGUGGGGAUAAUCAGCCGCCAGGUGAGCCACACGUGAGGGACGUGGGCGCGAAUCACGAUCAAGAUAAAACCACAACAGCGCUGCGCGAGAACACGGGACGAGGUGGGCAGGUGGUGUGCUUUUGCGGAGGUGGUGGUUAUGGUGACACCAGAUGUAAACAACGCAGUCUUUGGACGCUUAGACGAAUACUUUUGGACAAACUCGUUCAGAAAGGACUCCUCUUGAACUUAACGAGGAAGAAAUGAGGCGAGUACGAGGCCCUUACAAGCAAUACGAUCAUGACACUAACGUUCGUAGCCCGGAGUCGGCUGAGCGAUACCGAGCUAGAGAAGAAGAGCAGCGCCGGCAGGCACCUGGUGUACAGGAGAAUGUUGAGGCCGAGCAGCAACACGACGAUGAUCAGGACAGUUACCGCAGUAGAUCAAGCCUUGGGAGUGUGCCGUGAUUCCAGUGUUGCAGUGUACAAUACAUGCAAUGAAUCGAAUGUUGGUUUCAUUGAAACAUUUCUGAGAGUGUAUAACUGUGAAUGCAUCAAUUGUUCGUGUGACAGUAAAAUUAUUGCCCUGGUCAAAAAGUGUGAAGUUGUGAAGAAAUUCAAGACCCUAAUUCCAGAAGUAUUUGUACCCAACGUAGCUGAAUAUAAGUUAACUGAAGAAUAUGAAGUAGUUUGCCCAACAAAUCUUCAAGGAGUUUGUGUAAACAUGAAAAUCAAUGACAAACAUUAUAUUUCCAAACCUACCAAUACAAUGGAAGUGGAAUAGUUUAUGUUUAAAUUGUUCAACUACUUAAAACAUGCUCUUAUUUAAAUUGGAUUCAUAAGUAAUGUCAAUCAAGUUUAACAGAUUAUCUCUGUUUCAACUUUAUUCCUUGUAAUUGAAUGUUUAAAUAUGAUUAUCCACAUUGAAAAUAGUACCACCUGCUGUGCCAGAUCUGAAUAAAAAAUAUAUAAAGACAAUCAAACAUUCAUCAAUCUAACUACUCUGAAAUCCCUAAGUGUUUCUAAACAUGCUUAAUUAGUCUGUUUGAACCCUCUUAGUUGGAGUAGAUAUAUAAUGUAUGGAAAGAAAGAAUGUUUUUUUCUUUUAAUUCUUAAAUGUACCUAUUUAUCAACAGAAUAGUUAUUUGCUCAUUAAAAAAAGAACUUGUACUCUUGUCCACUUGUAUAUUCUUCCUACCAUACUGAAUACGCCAAUGGCCAACUGAU